This is a messenger RNA of Parnassius apollo (apollo), 657 nucleotides long. The record is from the annotation of a GenBank genome assembly. Lineage: Eukaryota; Metazoa; Arthropoda; Insecta; Lepidoptera; Papilionidae.
AUGUAUUGUAUUUUGGCUUGCUUGUUUCUUUUCUCCGGAUCUGCGAUAGGACUAAUUAUUCGCGAUGUUCCUUGCAAUUUAGAAAAUAUUACAGCUGUGAGAGAUUUGAACUUAACAAGGAUGAUAGGAGAAUGGCAUCAACUAAAACGAAUACAGAACUCUGAUGAGAACGGCGCUUGCUCAACUUUAACAAUAGAUAUAUCUCAUGUCAACAAUUCCACGCCUGAGAUCACUAUAAUGCAUAGAGAAAUUUAUAAUAAAACAGCAUAUUAUAGAAACGGAACUAUUAUCUUUAAUAACUCGACCGCUGGAGUAUUCGCUAUGCAGUUUUCAAAUGUUAAGAUGGACACUGUGAUAGUCGCUACGGACUACUCGAAAUACGCCUUAUUUUAUAGUUGUAUGGACACUUCGGCAAAUAAAUCUGCUGUUUGGGCCUGGGUUUAUAGCAGAAGUACUUCUUUACAGCAAGUCGAAACAGACACAGGCUUCCAGGCCGCUGUGAAUGGUAACAGCGAUUUAAAAAACGCCUCGUGGAUAUCUAUUGACAAUUCACUUGAAGCCUGUGACAUAAGUGCAGGAGUCACCUUCAGAUUGUCACCAAUUCUUGCACUUCUGGCAGCAUUAAUCGUCUGCAAAGAUUUUGUCGUUUCAAAAUAA